CGACACGGCAACCGUCGGCUUUUAGCUGCAGCAGACCCGAUGACAGUCUACCGCUGUCUCCCUCCUCCCCCUUCCCGCCCCUCUCCAACAAGGGGGUGGAAGGGACGGUGGGAGUGGCAGCGGGACCCACGGGGGCGGUCCGCGACGCGGCCCCAGUCAGUGCAGUCUGAACGCGCGCGAGAGCGAGCGAGCGAGCUGGGGGAGCGGCAGCGCCAGAGACUGCGAAUGGUUCAGGCAGCACGUCUGCAGUCUGCAAGAACACUCGUGUCUUAUGGUUCAGACAUGGUGUGACCAGCGCCCACCAGGACAGCAGCGGGGCCACCGCGGCGACCACGACGACAUCGCGCGAGUCACGACGGAAGCGACACCAUGUUCGUGCGUUGGUUCGACAGCAGCAGCGGGGAUGGCAGCAGCGCGGACGAGCACGCCGGCGGCGGCGGGUCGGGGCUGGCGUGGUGCUCGUGCACGUGCUCGACCACCCUGGCGCUCACCGUGCUCGCCACGGCCUGCUCCACGGCGCUGCUCGUGUGCGCCGUCAUCACGGACCACUGGGAGCACGUGGCCUGGGACUGGGACCGCGAGCGCGUGGCGCGCGUCGAGCAGACUCUGCUGCAGGACCAGCGCAACGGCUCCCACCACUGGCGGCUGGACUGGCUCGUCGACGGCAAGGUGGCCCGACUGCUGAGGCGCCGCCCCCGCCAGCCGGACGUGGGACCGUCCGCCGGUCCGGCCGUCUUCCUGCUUCCCAUGAACGGCGGCAUCUGGACGCUGUGCGCCAACGUCAACGAGGAGCAGCACGCGGCGCUCCGGGCCGCGGGCCUCAGCCAGCCCUCCUGCGUCAACUACCUGACGCGCAACCCAGGCCCGGACGGGAGGCCGUCCUGGCAGCGCCGGAUGCAGAACCUGUCCAUUUCGUGCGCCCUCGUCUGCCUCAUCAUCCUCGGCUCGUCCGCCAUCGUCGGCGCGUUCGGCGUCGUCGCGCACCAGGCGAGCGCCGUGCUCGUCACUGGAGUGCUGUACUUCCUCGCAGCCACGUUCGCGCUCUUCACGCUCAGCAUCAUCCACUUCAAGCGCGCGCAGACCCCCGCUGCCCUGGGCCGGGGCUCGGGUGCCCUGGCCGUGGACGGCGUCAUGCCCGGCAUCACCCCGGUGGACGUCGGCGCCGGCCCCGCGGGCCUGGCGGCCGCCGCCGUGCUCCCGCCGCCGCCCCUGUGGGGCCCGCUGCUGGCGGCGCGCCGCGUCGAGACGGCGUGGAGCCUGCAGAUGGGCUGGGGGGGCGUGGCGGGCGCCCUGCUCACCGCAGCCCUGUGGCUCACCCUGUCCAGGGCCAUGCGCGGCCCGCCGCCGCCCUGACCCCGCUGGACGAUCAAGUCUGUGUGCAGCAACAAGGUGGCGCCAGCCCCGGUCAACCACGCCCUCCACCACCACAACUCUUUCCAGGACAGCUGAGUGCGCCAAGUGUCCGCAAAGCUAAGACUGACAACGCCAUUCUGGAGCGGGGGACCAAAUGGGGUGCAGCCAAGGGCCAAAUCCUGGCCUCAUCCAUGCAUGUCAUGUUUAAAAUGCGACAGCUUGAUCUCAAACACUAAGAAUCACAGCAACAGAUCUGAAUAAGAAAAUUAAUGGGGUCUGUGUGAAGAGUACUUCAGCUUCAAUGCAUUCGAUCUACUCAUACCUCACAUUUUAAAUGUGAACUAAAAUAACUGUCAAAAACCAAGAUAGGAAAAAUUGUGUAAAUUUAGAAGAGUAGAGAUCACUCACAUCAGUCAACAUAGAUUAUUGAGUAAAAGUAGACUACAAAUGAGCAGCAGAUACUAUCCAACUACAACAGUAGACAUGAGAUGUUAAAUAAUGAUUGAAUAUUACUUUUAUCAGUAUAAAAAGAAAAUGCAGAUCAAGUAAAUAAUGCUGUGAUAUAGUUACCAGGAACUACAUAAAAUCUAGACUAGCUAGACACUGCCGAUGUGAAAAAAAUUCUGUGAUUUUUAAAAUAAAGCAAGUUAUUUCUGUAAA
Messenger RNA from Frankliniella occidentalis (western flower thrips), 2013 nucleotides. RefSeq lists its product as uncharacterized. Lineage: Eukaryota; Metazoa; Arthropoda; Insecta; Thysanoptera; Thripidae. The record is from RefSeq and is a predicted model, not a curated record. The coding region runs from base 370 to 1353 and encodes 327 amino acids. The transcript is spliced from 6 exons.